Fragaria vesca subsp. vesca is the source of this 1683-nucleotide messenger RNA. Its product is annotated as ankyrin repeat-containing protein At5g02620-like. The record is from RefSeq and is a predicted model, not a curated record. Gene Ontology annotation, cellular component: plasma membrane. Gene Ontology annotation, molecular function: protein phosphatase 1 binding; protein phosphatase regulator activity. NCBI's taxonomy places the organism in Eukaryota, Viridiplantae, Streptophyta, Magnoliopsida, Rosales, Rosaceae. The transcript has 3 exons. The coding region runs from base 1 to 1683 and encodes 560 amino acids.
AUGAAUAUUCCUGUUCUUCUCAGUCAGCAAACACCUAAAGGAAACAACGUACUACACAUUGCAGCUGAGCACAAGCAAAUCUCUGUCUUCCAGGACCUCCGGCGAGCGCGGCGGCUUCAACAUUCGAUGUUUUGGACCACCAACAAGAUGGGCGACACUCCUCUACAUGUUGCUGCAAGAGUUGGCUGUGAUAAGAUAGUCAAGUUCCUCAUCGAACACGCAAAAGCUAGAGCAGUAGAUGAGGAAAGCAGACACAGACAGCAAGCUGAUGAUGAUCACGGUGAAGCUCAUAAGAUACUGCUCCGAAUGAUCAACCUGGAAAUGGAUACAGCCUUGCAUGUCGCUGUUAGGUACGGUCAUUUUGGGGUGGUGCGUUUGUUACUUGCAGCUGAUCCUGAACUGUGUGGCUUCACUAAUUGUGCCGAUGAGUCUCCCUUGUUUCUAGCUACCCGUCAAGGCUUUCUUCAGAUUGCUCGUCUUAUCUUACACGAGGGUCCAACAUCUCCUUCUUUCCGAGGAUUUAAUGGUAUCACAGCUUUGCAUAUAGUCGUAAGUCAGACCAGUGAAGAAGCCAAAGGCAUUUUCAAGAUUAUGGUGUCGAAAAUUCCGAAAAUGAUAGAAGAAGCUGACGUUCACGGGUGGACUCCAUUACAUUACGCAGCAUUCGUUGGAGACUCUAAAGCAACUCGAGUACUAAUGGAAACUUAUUCUGCUGCUUAUAACGCGGAUACGGCACUGAUGAAAACUUAUUAUGUUCCUUAUAACGUGGAUAAAUCGGGAAUGUCAGCUCUUCAUGUUGCGGCCUAUGCAGGUCGCACGGACGUAAUAGAUGAGUUGGUUAUGAGCCGCCCUGAUCUCGUUGAUGUGCUCAAUCACAGAGGCCAAACGGCUUUACAUGCAGCAGUAGCCGGUGGACAAGUAACCGCUGUCAAGCAUAUGUUGAUGUUUCCUAUAACAGGAGAAGUGACUAUUAUAAACCAUGCAGACAAAAAUGGAAACACUCCUUUGCAUAUGGCUUCCAUUUAUGGAAAUCGAGAAAUUAUAAACGUUUUGAUGAGGGACGCAAGAGUGGAUAUUACGGCUAUCAAUAAGGAUCUCUCAACGGCUGCCGGCAUUUUUCUUUGCAAUAAUACUGGAGAACAGGAAAAAUUGGGGUGCUCCGUUGGUCCGCCACUUUUCCAACAGCUCAAUCAUGAUUACUGGAAAUCGAAAUCUUCGAACAGCAUAGAAUUGAAUCGAAGACGUGAAUCCAGACUGCUGACAGCAACUCUUAUCGCAACGGUGACAUUUGCUGCAGGUUUCACCGUUCCCGGCGGAACAAGAAGCGACGGGAAGGCGGUUCUAAAUGGAAGUAUGUACUACAAAACGUUUUCACUAGUGAACUGGUUUUCCUUCCUGGCUUCAGCUUUUGUCAUCUACAAUGAAAUAUUAGAGAAAACAGUGUUACCUGUUCGUCUAGUCGCCUUGCUCAUUCAGUUAUCGAUUGGAGGAAUGGUGGUAGCUCUUGCUGCUGGUUAUAGUGCACUGCAGACCGGUUUCCGGAAACCGACUACGGCUGAAAGCAUGCAGUUCAUAUUCGUAACUAUAGCAGUACCUUUGCUCUUCCUUUUGUUUCCCAUGUACGUCUGGUUGCUAAAACAAUGUUGGAAGCAGAUAUUCCCACCCCGCCGCGAGAACAAUUAG